CGAAGGACGACUCAUUUCAGGCAUAUAAAACUGACUGUUUGAGAAUCAGCCAAUCAGAAGUGUCACUGCGCUCUGCGGCUCGCGGAAGCAGACAGCUUUAGUUUCAGUUUCGAGACACUUGGAAGAGAUCGCUGACGUUGAAAGACUGUCCAAUGUUAUUUCAUAAAUAAUAUAAGAAAGUUUUGCUGUACUUAUUUAACAGUUCCUAGUAUUGUGUGCGUGCAACUACCAGUAAGUACACUGAAGUUUGUUGUUAUUUUUACCUCACUUUUUACCUCAAUAAUGUCGCGGCAUGUUGCUGCUCAUUGUCAUACAGUAUAAUGGCGGAGCUUCGCACUGCUCUUGUGUUUAAUUGUUGAGAAUGAUGUUUAUUACUGGAAGUGUUGCUAUGCAAACUUUAUGUGCCUUAAUUUGAAUAAUUUAUUUUCUUACACGAUGUGUAACGUUGUUUAAUUUAAUGAGUAACUCUGCAGUCCAUAAUUAUUAUAUGUUCAGCUGAAUUUGGCAUAUUAUAUAGUGUGGUAAUUAAUGUGCAGCAAAGUAAGUAAUCUUUGAAUAGAGAUAUCGUGUACUACUGCAUUCAAGACAUACAUACCAAAACUAUAAUUUAAUUUUGAUUGUGUUUGUUUUAUUAUAUACCUGUUAGGCAUGUAAUAAUUCUUUGUUAUUUAUAUAGAGUUUACAUUUUUACUGAUUUAUGUCUGUAUCUUUAUUUCAGAACCACACACAUAUACUUUCAAUCUUUAUUUCAAUAAAACACCUAAACGGAACAUCUCGUCUGCAUUCUAAUCGAUGCCCCCUGGUGGUCACAACCUUCCAAAAACCAGUCAAAUUAUACAGUCCUUAACAAUCACCAAAACAAUUGGUCCUUCGAGCCGGAGUACGUGUGAUCACCGUGGGAUUGUUAAGAGAUGUUCUCGGAUCAGUAUACACGCACAGAAGAUGCUCGACCCCGCCGAGAGACCCGGCGACCAGCCUGGAUGGAAGACUAUGACAUCCCCCCACAAGCAUUACAGCAGCCCUCUCGUUUACCUCAACAAUCGGUUAGCCUGUCAGAGCAACAGCGGCCUUACGACAGUAUGGUUAGAUUCCCAGAGAGACACGCCAGGAUGACGCCUCUCACACCACCACUGCUGCAUGAGGAUGGGAGUGUCAUUCGGGGAGCGGAAGCCGUCUAUCCACGUCAGUUUGAGUAUACAGAACCCCUCUUCCAGAGUACGCCCGCCUCGGCCCGAUUGAGGCCUGCCCCAGAAACAACGCCUGAGGUCCUUGAAGCUCUUUAUAAGCUGCAGGAAGAUAAUCUAAGGCUGCAGCAACAGGUAAUGGACAUGCACAGGCGACUUGAAGCCCGCACAUCCCUUUCUUCUUUACCUACAACAGCCCCCCCUCAACAGCAGUAUAACAUAGAGCAGGAUGGCGGUGCGUACCAAACCAAGCCAAUCACGCCACUUGUGCAAGUUAGUGGUCACACUCUGCCUACGAAUGAUGAUGACUGGCCACCGCCACCGCCACCACCCCCAGUAGCAGACGUUUAUCAGCCACCAUCACAGGACCUUAUGGCAGAGCUCAUAACAGCACUGAGAGACAUUAGGAUUACACAACAGAAGGAGUCUCCCAGACAUCCUGAGCCCCAUCAUUCAGUACCCGGGGUACAGACGCCAGAGUAUUGUGUACCCUACACCCCACAAAGAUGCGAGUCGCUGCACGAAGAGCUGCAACCCUCUCACUACCAUGAGACAGUGUACCGCGGGCCUAAACCCACAAUACCUACAUUCACCAAAGGGGAUCCGAGAGAGUUUGCCAGACUUAAGGUUGCUCUGGAGAACUUACUGCCUGUUGAUGCUACAGAGCGUUUUAAAUACCAGAUCCUGGUGGAUCAUCUGAAGUAUGAGGAGGCACUUCUAAUAGCAGACUCAUAUACAAACUCACUGCAGCCCUACACUGACACUAUGACAAGCCUAAUUGAGCAUUAUGGACAGCCUCACCAGCUAGCUCUCAGGAAAAUAGCUGAUUUAAUGGAGGCACCCAAUAUUGCACGGGGUGACUCCAGUGAGUUUAAGCGAUUCGCUUUGAAAGUGAGAGCACUCGUGGCGAUGUUAGACCAGCUUGGGGACACUGGAAAGACUGAGCUUUACUGUGGUUCACAUGUUACACGGCUGAUGUCUAAACUGCCACAUGAUAUACGGGCCGAAUUUAAAAGAUUCCUGUACCCAAUGCGUGUUACAAUCCCAAGCCUAUUGCACUUUUCUGACUGGCUUGACUACGAGCUGAAGAUGCAGGAGACAGUGUAUGAGCCUCUAACCAGUGAAAACAAGAGCAGAGCAGGACCCAGAACAGAGCGCCGCCGUGACACUAGGAGUGGUAAGAAUACCAACAUCAUGCAUACCACAGACCAACCCGAGGGCACACUGGCAGUAGUAAAGGCCUUAUCAAGCACCAAGCAGCCAGAGAGGACAGCAUACUGCCCUUACUGCUCGAACACGCAACACUUCCUAGAUAAGUGUGCAAACUUUGCACAGCUUACAGUGGAACAGAUAACAGCGUGGAUUAAGAGCAACAAGAGGUGCUGGCGAUGCGGUCGCACACACCAGGCUGCACAGUGCCGCUUGAAAAUGACAUGUCACAAGUGUAAGGGGAGACACCUGCAAGCUUUGCAUGAAGUGAAUAUAAAACCUGCAGCUGAGGAUACAUCCUGCCUUAUCAGCACAACUAAUGAAGUUCCGUAUGUGGACAGGCGGGCUGGAUGCAGCCAAGUGCUACUGAAAGUGAGUAAAGUGCUGCUGCGCAAUGGUGAACACACCUUGGAGACAUAUGCCAUCCUUGAUGAUGGAUCGGAGCGGACCAUUCUCCUCCCUGCAGCAGCGCAGAGCCUUAAGCUUACUGGUGAACCAGAAAAUCUGAUCCUCAGAACUGUUCGGCAAGAUAUCAGGGUUCUGCACGGCACUGCAGUGUCGUUCUCCAUCUCCCCAGUAGAUCAUCCAAAGAAGUCCUACAAGAUACACAGAGCAUUCACUGCUGAUCAACUGGGUCUGGCUGAACACACUUACUCAAUGAAGGCACUUCAGAGGAAGCACAAACAUUUAAGAGGUCUCCCUCUCCAGACGAUUAACAGAGUGCAACCCCUGUUGUUAAUUGGGUCAGAUUAUACCCACUUAAUCACUCCAGUGGAGCCGGUGCGUGUGGGAACCCACGGGGGACCAGCCGCAGUGAAGACAAAGUUGGGCUGGACACUUCAGGGGCCGAUCAGGAGUGAAAAGCUUGUCACACGCUCCAGGCAGGAUCAGGAAGCAGUCCGCCUGCUGGAGGCAAAGACCACAAGGGUAGAUGUUGAUGGAAUUCAGCGCUACGCUACUCCCCUCCUCAGGGUGAAGAACAUGCCACUGCUUCAGGCACCUAAGGAGGCUGUGCUAGCUAAUCUCCGCAGUACAGAGAGGCGUCUGCGGCGAGACCCUCAAAGAGCAGCAGCAUACUGUGCAGAGAUCGGAAAGCUGGAAAAUGCAGGCUAUGCAGUUAAAGUGUCAGAAGAUGAGCUGAGCAAAUCAGCUGAGUCGUGGUUCAUCCCACAUCACAUGGUGAGCCAUAACGGAAAGAACAGGAUUGUGUUCAACUGUUCCUUCAAGUAUAAGGAAAACAACCUCAAUGAGCUGCUGUUGCCUGGGCCCACCUUAAGUUCCAGUCUACUGGGUGUACUGCUGCGCUUCAGAGAGCAUGCGAUUGCUAUCAGCAGUGAUAUUAAGGGCAUGUUUCAUCAGGUGAGGCUGCUCCCCGAAGAUAAGCCCUUGCUUCGCUUCCUGUGGCGAGACCUGAAAACAGAGGAACCACCCAGCAUCUACACAUGGCAAGUCCUUCCGUUUGGCACCACAUGUAGCCCCUGCUGUGCAACUUAUGCGCUGCAGAAACAUGUGUUUGACCAUAGUCAGCCAGGUGAAGAUGUUCGAGUGUCAAUAGAACGAUCCUUUUAUGUGGAUAACUGUCUGCAAAGCCUCCCAUCUGUUGAAGAAGCCCGUCACCUGGUCGACAAACUGACCUCACUGCUGGCUACAGGUGGAUUUGAAUUACGCCAGUGGGCCAGUAACACCCCUGAGGUCAUCAGCCAUCUGCCCAAAGAAGCAAGAUCUGAGAGCAGUGAGUUGUGGCUCAACGAGUCAGGUACUGACCCACAGGAGCUGGCCCUGGGACUCCGCUGGCUCUGCAAUUCAGACACUUUAAGGUAUAAAUACCAUAUGCUGGACCAACCCACACCCACCAUGCGAAACAUAUACAGAGUUCUGGCACGCCUGUUCGACCCUCUGGGAUUUAUAGUCCCUUUCACUACAAGGGCCAAGGUCUUGGUGCAGCACUUGUGGGACAAACAGAGAGACUGGGAUGACCCUUCACUGCCUGAAGAUGUGCUGGAGCCAUGGAUAAUGUGGGAGAAAGAAUUGCAGUAUCUUUCUCAGAUUCUACUGCCUCGCUGCUAUGUGAGCCCUGAGAUGAACACUUCAAACCUCCAGAGAGAUUUACACAUCUUUGCUGAUGCGUCAGAGAAGGCAUACGGCUCAGUGGCCUAUCUGCGCACGGAGAGUUCACAGGGCUGUGUGGAAGUGUCAUUCCUGCAUGCUAGAUCCAGAGUGGGCCCGAAGAAGCAGCAAUCAAUACCAAGACUAGAACUGUGUGCUGCCCUGACAGCUGCACAGCUAGCUGCACUACUUCAAAGAGAGCUGACUGUGAACAUUCGCAAUGUUAUAUGUUGGACCGACUCCACAACAGUACUUACAUGGCUUCAGUCGGACUCCUGUCGGUACAAAGUAUUCGUGGGAACAAGAAUAGCUGAAAUCCAGGAGCUGACUGAUGUCCGGGCCUGGAGAUAUGUGGAUUCUGCCAACAACCCAGCUGAUGACAUAACGCGGGGAAAAACAUUGCUGGAACUGGCUGGUAAGAACAGAUGGAGUCAGGGCCCUGCCUUCUUACAACAGUCGCCUGAAUUCUGGCCUACACAGCCAGCCACAGAGAUGACUGAGAAUCCUGCUGAGCUGCGAAAACCUACUAUCUGCUGUCUCACUACAAGUAUACAGACAUCUCUGCUAUCAAAUGCUAAUCAGUUUUCCUCAUUCAGAGCACUGAUAGAAGCGGUUGCACAAUCUAGCCCUGUGUCAUCAGUGAGCCCAGUCAGUCUUUCUGCUGAUGACUACCGAGAAGCAGAGAGAGAAGUAUUGAGACGAGCCCAACAGGACAGCUUUGCUGAGGAGCUCAGUCUUUUGAGUACCGGUAAGCCAGUAGCUGCCACCAGUAGGCUGAUUUCCCUAGCACCAGAGUAUGACAAGACUGUGAGACUCAUCCGGGUUGGAGGAAGGCUCCGCCGCAGCGACCAGUUAGAACCAGAUUCUAUUCACCCAGUGGUCCUGGACCAUCAGCAUAAAGUGACCCAGCUCAUCAUUCAGGACAUGGACAAGAGCCUUCACCAUCCAGGAUCAGAGCGCCUUUUUGCAGAGCUGCGUCGAAAAUACUGGAUUCUGCAUGGCCGUGAAGCUGUAAAGCGCCAUCAGCACUCCUGUCCGGACUGCCAGAGAUGGAGUGCUUCUCCAGUAGUGCCCAAGAUGGCAGACCUCCCACAGUCUAGAUUACAGCUGCUGAAGCCCCCGUUCUUCUCUACGGGCAUGGACUGCUUCGGGCCUUUCACAGUGAAAGUUGGCCGUCGCCAUGAGAAGAGAUGGGGCAUACUAUUUAAAUGCAUGACGACGCGUGCUGUGCAUGUGGAUGUUUUGUCCAGUAUGGACUCGGAUUCCUUUUUGAUGGCCCUCCGCCGUUUUAUAGCACGAAGGGGUAAACCAGCAGAGCUCUGGUCCGACCAGGGCACUAAUUUUAAGGGAGGUGAAAGAGAACUCCAGGAGGCCUUCAGGUCAUUACACUCCACACUCCAAACUCAACUGGCUAAACACCAGAUCCGGUUUCAGUUUAACCCCCCAAGCGCACCACACUUUGGAGGAGUCUGGGAAAGGGAAGUGAGGUCUGUUAAAGCUGCACUGUAUGCCACCAUCCAAUCACAGACUGUCCCUGAAGAGGUCCUGCGGACGGUACUUAUUGAAGUAGAAGGGAUCUUAAAUUCUAAGCCACUGGGAUACGUUUCAACAGAUGUGGCUGAUGCUGACCCAGUAACCCCCAACUUGCUCCUCAUGGGGCGGCUAGACCCCUCUUUACCACAGGCUGUGUAUGCUGAGUCUGAGCUCUUGAGUCGCCGCCGUUGGAGACAUACUCAGGUGCUGGCUGACCAGUUUUGGUCCCACUUUAUACGACACUACCUCCCGACUCUUCAGGCUCGCUCUAAGUGGCACAAGGAACCCAGCUCAGCUGAAAACUGGAACCAUAGUGAUGGUGGUGGACCCACAGCUGCCCAGGGCACAGUGGCCUUUAGGUCAUGUCACUGAGGUUAUUCCAGGAACUGAUGGGAGAGUCAGGACUGCAGUAGUCAAAGUCAAGGACAAAAUCUACACGAGGCCCGUCGCUCGCCUUGUAGCUCUGCCUGCCAUACCAGACACUGAUACGGUCAGUCCUUCUUAGAUUGGCAAAUAUAGUGUAACAAAUUUGGGGGCGGCUGUGACGAAGGACGACUCAUUUCAGGCAUAUAAAACUGACUGUUUGAGAAUCAGCCAAUCAGAAGUGUCACUGCGCUCUGCGGCUCGCGGAAGCAGACAGCUUUAGUUUCAGUUUCGAGACACUUGGAAGAGAUCGCUGACGUUGAAAGACUGUCCAAUGUUAUUUCAUAAAUAAUAUAAGAAAGUUUUGCUGUACUUAUUUAACAGUUCCUAGUAUUGUGUGCGUGCAACUACCAGUAAGUACACUGAAGUUUGUUGUUAUUUUUACCUCACUUUUUACCUCAAUAAUGUCGCGGCAUGUUGCUGCUCAUUGUCAUACAGUAUAAUGGCGGAGCUUCGCACUGCUCUUGUGUUUAAUUGUUGAGAAUGAUGUUUAUUACUGGAAGUGUUGCUAUGCAAACUUUAUGUGCCUUAAUUUGAAUAAUUUAUUUUCUUACACGAUGUGUAACGUUGUUUAAUUUAAUGAGUAACUCUGCAGUCCAUAAUUAUUAUAUGUUCAGCUGAAUUUGGCAUAUUAUAUAGUGUGGUAAUUAAUGUGCAGCAAAGUAAGUAAUCUUUGAAUAGAGAUAUCGUGUACUACUGCAUUCAAGACAUACAUACCAAAACUAUAAUUUAAUUUUGAUUGUGUUUGUUUAUUAUAUACCUGUUAGGCAUGUAAUAAUUCUUUGUUAUUUAUAUAGAGUUUACAUUUUUACUGAUUUAUGUCUGUAUCUUUAUUUCAGAACCACACACAUAUACUUUCAAUCUUUAUUUCAAUAAAACACCUAAACGGAA
This is a messenger RNA of Carassius auratus (goldfish), 7346 nucleotides long. RefSeq lists its product as uncharacterized. The record is from RefSeq and is a predicted model, not a curated record. NCBI's taxonomy places the organism in Eukaryota, Metazoa, Chordata, Actinopteri, Cypriniformes, Cyprinidae. Gene Ontology annotation, molecular function: nucleic acid binding. Bases 912 to 6404 code for a protein of 1830 amino acids. The transcript has 2 exons. Gene Ontology annotation, biological process: DNA integration.